AAAAUCGAGUUUGCAGGACCUACACGUUUGGUACACGUAUAAAAGAAAACAACAUUAUUUCUGGUUUUUAUUAACUGAAUCAUGUUUUGUUUUUGAUACUUUGUUACAGUAAAUUUACUUAAAAUUUCAAGUGAUAUCUAAUAACACUUUUAAAUCGCCGAAUAAGUACAUAAAAAUGGAUGGAACUGUGGUGCUUAUAUUGUUGGCUUUGGUGAUGUUAAUAGGAUCUUAUGUGGCUGGGAGCAUUCCUCUUAACGUUAGCAUGUCUGAGGACAAACUCCUCAAAGUGACUGUAUUUGGCGCAGGUCUGCUGGUUGGGACAGCCUUGGCGGUAAUCAUACCGGAAGGAGUGAGAGCCCUCUUCUCCGAGAGACCCAACCUCCCCACAAAGGAGUAUACACCUGAACCAGUGGACAAGGAUGAUUUGCACUCAGUUAUUGGCAUUACACUCGUUUUGGGAUUUGUGUUCAUGUUACUUGUGGAUCAGAUGUCCUCAAGGUUCAAUGAUUCAAGUAAUCCAACAGAAAGAAAUGUAACAGCUACCGUGGGACUAGUGGUGCAUGCUGCAGCCGACGGUAUCGCUCUCGGAGCCGCGGCGACGACGUCGCACGCGGACGUCGAACUCAUUGUCUUCCUAGCCAUAAUGUUACAUAAGGCGCCGGCUGCCUUUGGCCUGGUAACCUUCUUAAUGCACGCGGGACUCGAAAGGAACAGGAUACGAAAGCACCUGUUGAUUUUCUCGUGCGCGGCGCCGCUACUGGCCGUGCUCACAUACUUCGGUAUUGGCAACGAGAGCAAGCAGACUUUGAGUGAUUAUAAUGCUACAGGUAUUGCCAUGUUAUUCUCAGCGGGGACAUUUUUGUAUGUCGCAACAGUUCAUGUGUUGCCAGAACUCACCCAUCCUCACUCGAGCACGCACACCCUGCUACCCCAAGAUGGAGUGCCAAAGAAGGGUUUUGGCGGACUCCAAAUCUCUGAAGUCAUAAUAUUGACCGUAGGUGCUAUGCUUCCGGUCCUCCUGACGAUGGGACAUGAGCACUAAGACUGAGUUACCAUUGAGAAAUUUUUAGUGGCUGUGUUUUAAGUUUAGUAUUUGUUCUGUAUUUGAAUGUGUUGUAAAUGACUGCUGUUUGCGACACAGAUAUUUUUUUUACUGGCAACAAUUUCGCAAAUUCAAGUUGUGAUAAGACAUAAGCACAGCAUUACAAUACUAUAAUACCACAGGAAUUAAGAAACAUAAAAUUGAUUUAAUGUAUUAUAAAUAAACUGUAAGUAAAUAUACUUUUAUAAUAUAUCCUCCUAAAAACAUACUUAAUAUCUUAUUUACUGGCUGUCUUUAUCUGUGAAGUGACAGUAUCAAUUGCAUCAGACAAAGGUAGCAUAUUUUGUGAAUAAAGUAUCCACUGUGUAAUGUUAUUAGUGUAUGUGUAAGUAAGUGUUAACUCUGUUAAGAUUGUAUGUGUAUAUUGGACUGUAAAUUUUAUUUUUACAAUUAAAUGUAUUUAACAUUUCACACAAGCUCAACACUCAGCUCAGCUCAGUUUUUUAUAUGAAAACUCAUUCCUUUUAACUUAUCUGUAUACCUAAAAUGUAAUAAAAAUAUCUACAGGCAUUCCACAAUUAAAAUGAUUGCAACAAAUGUUAAUAAUGUUUUGUUCUAUUUUAUUAUAUUGGGUUUCUUGUUAUUCUGAUCUAUUAAGAAGUGUUAGCAUAGUAGCUAAAAAUACCCUAAUAAAAAUGUAACAUUUUGUAUGC
This is a messenger RNA of Aricia agestis (brown argus), 1755 nucleotides long. RefSeq names its product zinc transporter ZIP9 (gene Zip102B). Gene Ontology annotation, biological process: zinc ion transport; transmembrane transport. Gene Ontology annotation, molecular function: metal ion transmembrane transporter activity. NCBI's taxonomy places the organism in Eukaryota, Metazoa, Arthropoda, Insecta, Lepidoptera, Lycaenidae. The coding region runs from base 176 to 1042 and encodes 288 amino acids. The record is from RefSeq and is a predicted model, not a curated record. The transcript is spliced from 6 exons. Gene Ontology annotation, cellular component: membrane.